CUCGUCCUUCGGUCUGUCUUCUAGCUGUGUCGAAGUGGGCAAAGCACGAUUAAGCUUGUCCUGAGGCCGAUGCGGGGCAGAUCGAGGCUCGUCUCCAAACCACGUCGCGUCGAAUCAAGCGCUGCUGCGCCGCUUCGAUGGCAGUUCGUGGAUGCGUCCCAGCUCUUCCCCGUUGGCGUCAUUGUUCCUUUCAUGCCUCUUCAUGCAGGUGCUGAGUAUUGCUAUAUGGUUCCUUCCGUCCCUCCCCCGGUCGGCCUCUAACGCCCUCCUGCCUUCAUUCAAUCCCCUUCUCGUGCCGCCGCCGAAGAGGAUGAAAAUGCACGUAUGUAUGCCCAACACGAUGCCACAGGGAAAGCAACGAAUCAUGGCCUAUGCCUCCCCCGGAAAUAGAUUGGCGAGGCUUCCCUGCGCCGCUUCCUUCCCCCCCCUCCCUCCUGGUCUCUUGGAAUCUGCAAAAUCCCUUUUCGCCAGCAAUUGUUCAUGCAGAGCGGCCCGGUUUGUGGCCGUUUGGCUCUAGGGCUAGAAGCCACGGGGAACCUUGAACUAUUUCCCGGCCCUCGAAUUUAUGAUUGAAUCAUUGAUGAGCUGGCACCCCCCAGGGGCCCGCUCCCAGCUCUCUGAGUGGCCUUACUGGCUGACGUGAACCGAUUCUGGCUUCAAUUCGUCGCUUCUGAUCCUAUGGGCCCCUCUCCGCU
Molecule: messenger RNA, 695 nt
Organism: Aspergillus steynii IBT 23096
Lineage: Eukaryota; Fungi; Ascomycota; Eurotiomycetes; Eurotiales; Aspergillaceae
Exons: 2
Coding region: 152-517 (121 amino acids)
Source: RefSeq, a predicted model, not a curated record